GUCAAAUUUUGUUCAAAUAUAAAAUAGGGAUGUUUAUCAAAUCUUAAUUUCUCGUCUUGGUUCCGGUGUUCAUGUUCAGAUAUUUGAGUACUUGACUUUGGGAUAGUGUAGUCUAUUUAAUUUUACAUUUAUUUUCCUGGUUUGGAUGUACUCGCUUAAAGGAGACGGCAUCAUGGAGCUCAUUGUUGACAAGUUCAACCACUUCACCCGCUUCUAUGGCUGGGCACUCUCUGUCUCAGACAAGCGGGUGGCCGACUGGUUUUUAAUGCAGGGUUACACUCCAACUCUAGUCAUCACAGCCAUCUAUGUGAUUUUUGUCACCAAGAUUGGCCCCGCGUUCAUGAAAGACAGGGAACCGUUCAAACUCAAGUGGCCCAUCGUUAUAUACAACUUCAUAUGUAUCGCCAUAAAUGCUCAUAUCUGUACCUCGUUAUUAUACAACACCACCAUGGUCGGUUACAACUAUUCGUGUCAACCAGUCGACUUCUCAGACAACCCUUUUGAAGUUAAUAUAGCAAAGGCGUUGUGGUGGUUCUACUUCUCUAAGUGUGUGGAGAUGUUGGACACUGUUUUCUUUGUUCUCCGUAAGAAGCAGAACCAAGUCAGCUUCCUGCAUGUGUACCAUCACGCCACCAUGUUCCCCAUCUGGUGGAUGGGUGUCAAAUGGGUCGCCGGUGGACAAUCAUUUUUCGGUGCCAUGAUCAACUCCUUUAUCCAUGUGAUAAUGUACACAUACUAUGGUAUCGCUGCCCUCGGCCCCCAGUACCAGAAAUACCUCUGGUGGAAACGAUACCUCACCAUCAUCCAGCUGAUUCAGUUCAACGUUGGGAUAGCCCAUGCGAUCCAGUCAUUGGUAUUUCAAUGUGAUUUCCCCUUGUGGAUGCAGUAUGCCGUUGUGUUUUACGCAGGAAGCAUACUUGCUCUAUUCCUCAACUUCUAUUUCCAAGCUUACAUUAAGUCUCAAAGAAAUGCUAAGACAAAGGGUAAACAGGAGAAAUUGCAGAAUGGUGAGAAGAAUGGGGUUGCUAACGGCCACAGCGAGCCAAAGAAGGAGAAGUAAGGAGGUCUGCAGACAGUUGAAGCAUUUCUGUAUUCCUGUGUUAGUUUGAGUCUGUCACAGUUCUCAUACAAGUUAUCAUUCCAGGGAAUCAUCUCUUCUGAAAGCAUUUGUUAACAAGUUUUGAUAUUCCUCAUUAAGUAAUUCUCAAUUGUUUUUGUAGAAAUGCAUUACUUCGGUUUAUCAUGUAUUCUACUGCAAUAUCUGAAAAGAAGCAUAAUGUUUUCAACUUAUAAACAGUAUUUUAGAGAGUGUUUAAAGUAGACAAAGUUGUGUGAAAUUGUAGCUCAAUUCUCUGAGACCUGGUUAAGGAUCAGCUUCCAUUAUGCAAUAUUAGGAUAAAUACAUUUUGACUCAGUGUCAUUUAUACAUAUCAAUUUUUGCAUUGUUAUGUUCAUGACUUUUAUUAAGACAAUUAUAUCAUGUUCAUAUUACCAUCCAUUCCAUUUUAACUUAAUUUAGCACCUUUUAGUUAUUUUUGUUUAUUAUUUUCUUAAAUCGUUUCCACUACUAUAUCUGUUAUAUGAAGUGUUGUUUUUGUAAAUGUUAUUGAUAGCUUUUUACUUUAAGUAUAUCAGCAAGUCAAUCAUGUUUCACAGUUUGCAUUUUCUUCACUCUCAUUGUUCUUUAAAACAUUCAAUAUUUAAAAAUAUUUAAAAUGAGAUUAAUUUCUAAGAUAUGCAAGUCCUACUUUCUUCUAAACAAAGGGCAAAGGAAAAGUGCUAGGGUAAGUGGUCACAUAAAGAUUUCAUAAAAUCAACAUUUUCAUGGGAAUUAUUGGCUUUUUGACACAUAUGCCAUCACUAUAAUGUAAACAAUCGUUGUUGGUUAUGUUCUACCAGGAUUGAGGGUAUUCUUGAAAAUACCACUAACAUAUCAACGGUUUACUAGUAGAGAGUUGGACUUUCAUUUUGUUUAUAACCAUGAUUAAUAUGUCUUGGAUAAUACUGACAUGCUUGUCAAAGAAUUGAAGAAGCUUAGAAAUUCUUUUCUUUCAUUGCUGUCAUAUCGGAUUGAACUUUUGAUAUUUUCAAGACUGUAUACAUUGCAGGGAAAAAGAGGACGUUGGUAUAACUAAUAAUGCCUUAUAAAAUAAGUGACAUGCAAACUAUUCAAAAGUAUCCUAUUCAUAGACAUGUACUAGGGGUUUAAUUUACUCAUGUGUUGUAAUUAUCAUGAAGUGCCAUGAGAAAGCUUUUUAGUCCUGACUUACAGUUCAAAUUACAAUGUAUGGUAUUUAUUGAAUAAGAUACCUGUUCAAUGGCAUUAUUUGAACAAUUUUCUGUCUUUCAGUUUGUAUCUUUUGAUACUCCAUUAUAUUUAAAAUCAAUGUUAUAGAUUUAUGUACAGACUAUCAAUACGAUAUUGACCUUGACAAUUUUUAACGUUGUUUAUAAUAUUAUUUGCCUUUCGGUUGAGUCUCUUCUUAUUAUUUAUAUGACUUUUAACUAACAGUCUAUAUUUAUUUUGUGAUACUUUGUCUUAAAGUUGUCUACAGUUGUUUUGAAUAUCCAUGUAAAAAAAAGGAAGAAAUUUAUUUAAUAAAAUUAUUACAAAC
This is a messenger RNA of Mya arenaria, 2615 nucleotides long. RefSeq names its product elongation of very long chain fatty acids protein 4-like. Bases 146 to 1060 code for a protein of 304 amino acids. The record is from RefSeq and is a predicted model, not a curated record. Gene Ontology annotation, molecular function: fatty acid elongase activity. NCBI's taxonomy places the organism in Eukaryota, Metazoa, Mollusca, Bivalvia, Myida, Myidae. The transcript is spliced from 8 exons. Gene Ontology annotation, cellular component: endoplasmic reticulum membrane. Gene Ontology annotation, biological process: fatty acid elongation, saturated fatty acid; sphingolipid biosynthetic process; fatty acid elongation, monounsaturated fatty acid.